This is a messenger RNA of Lineus longissimus, 754 nucleotides long. RefSeq lists its product as uncharacterized. NCBI's taxonomy places the organism in Eukaryota, Metazoa, Nemertea, Pilidiophora, Heteronemertea, Lineidae. The coding region runs from base 1 to 504 and encodes 167 amino acids. The transcript is spliced from 4 exons. The record is from RefSeq and is a predicted model, not a curated record.
AUGUGGUUUGAAGCAGGAACCAAAGUGUCCACCAAAGUGACCAAGGUGAUAACAGCAACCCGAUUCGUGAAUGAUAUUGGAAAGCUCUCAUGUGGGAAGCAGACGCCCGGACUUGAGGCUUUCCAUAGUGUCAUAAACCACUUCGCCCCAAAGCAGCUGCAUUUCCAUCAUGAAGGAAUGAAAAGCAGGUUGUACCUAGCAGGACUACACUACAAUGAGAAUGGAAACAAAGACCAGGCAGUAACACGCACAGGUGAUGAAAGAUGGUCAAUCAUAUUUCCAAAAGUCAAGAAGGGGGCUUACUCUGUUCGUCCCAUCAAGAAAGCUAGCACACACGAUUACAUCCAGAGAUUACUUCCUGAAGUCCAACGAAGAUGCAUCAACAAUAUCCAACCUGAGAAGAAGAACACGUACGAGGCACUGUGCGCAAGCUACGAUCAUCCAGACAAAGCCACUGCUGUUGAAAAGUACCAGACAACGUUCCGUCGUUUUAACAACAAAUGAACUUUCAGUCUUUCACUAACUUGUGUCUUACUUUUUCUUGAGAGUGGGGUAUUUAAAACCUACAAGUUCUCCUUCAGCUGGAAAUGUCUUUCGAAUCACAUCCAAAGCACAGGCUGGCAGCGGCACUCGAUUUUCUUUCCCGAGGAAGCCCCAGCACCAGGCAACUAGCUGACGAUAUGCGAUGUAUCUGUAUUUCCUGAAAGAUAAUGGCAUUCAUUUUAGCUUCUGGUGAUGUACCAGUAUGUGCAAA